UUUUGUGUUGCUAAAGUUUACAGCAAGUACUUUCAGUGAGUGUGUGAGAGGGGUGUGUGUAAGGCAGGGGCAGCCAGCCAAAGCAGAGAGAAGGAAGGGGGGCGAGAUGUGACCUAUACUACACUGGUGGCUGUAAACUCUAAAUCGGGGUGCAGCCAUGGGUUGCAGAGCCAGUAAAAUGUGCUGCCCCAGACCCAGGAACAAGAGUCGGCAAAAAGCAAAGCAGAGUGAUCAGACAUCUCGAGAGCUUAAUGACUUGACGGAUGAUGGGUCCAGUGAUUUGCUGCAGAAGAUCAAGGAUCAUGAGCAAGAACUCAGGAACCUCCUUCAGAGACACCAGGAAGAGAAGAUUGCACUGGAAGACGUAAACAAAGCCAAGCUGGAAACCCGGGAACGUGAGCUGCUGGACCAGGCUAGGCGAGAUGCAGAAGUGGAGAUAGAGAAGCGUCUUUCAGAACAGACCUCGAUCAUUAAAAGUGAUAUGGAAAGGAAAUGUGCAGAGCUACAGGAAAGUCACAGCCAGCAAAACGCUUCUCUCACAGAAACCUACCAAAAAUUAACCACUUCCCUUCAGGAAACCGUGGCUGGAUUAAAUGCCCAGUUGGCUUCUUUCCGAGAAAAAAUGAAACGCGUCGAGGACUCUGUCUUGAAUCAAGACUACAAAAGACAUGUGCAGGACUAUGGGAGCCCGGGUCAGUUCUGGGAACAAGAGCUGCAGAGCUUGCACUUUGUAAUUGAAAUGAAGAAUGAGCUGAUCCAGGAACAAGACAAGCGGCUGCUCAUCCAGAAAGACACGAUGGACAGAAAUGUGAUAUUAGAGGAGAAAGUGAGGGCCUUGCAACAGGAGACGGAGGCCUUGAGAGUGCAGACCCAGAACCAGGCCAUGCGGACAAUCCGUUUGACCGAGGAGCUUUUGAGCACCCAGGUUGCCCUAGAAAAGGAACAACAGCUAAGAGAACAGCUUCAACAUGACAAAGAGCAGCAUUUGUACCGGGCAGUGAACGGAGACGGACCUCCGCCAUUCUCACUGCCCGUCGCCAACCAGGAAGUGUCCAUAAUGGUAACCUAGGCCAGAGGACUGGAAGCUCACUUUAUCCUAAGGACCUCAGUAUAGACAGCUGAUUCAAAAACUGUUUUAUGUCACGACAUCAACUGUUUUGGCAGUAGGGCACAAUACCUACUCUCAUGGAAACAGACUAAAGUUGUGUUGUAUUUAUUAUAUUUAAUUAUUGAAUCAUUAUAUGCGUUUCUUGUCACUGGCAUCGAUGACUGACAACAGCGAAUCACUUUCUCCUUACAGAAUUAUCCAUCUGAAAUCUUUUCACCAGAAUAACUGCACAAAAGUGUCUAAAACUCACGUGUUUUACUUUCUGUACACUUUAGACUUUAUAUUGUGAAGACCAGACUAUGUAUGGAGAUUGUAGAAGUUUUUCUUCAAUUGCAGUUUUAAAAAAAUCCUGUUUUUUGGUGUUCCUGUUGAACUACAAAUCCCAGCAUGUCGAUAGCCCACUGUUAGGAAUUCUUAGAUCUUACAUUUGCUCAAAUAUCAAUGUGAUAUUACACAGGGUUUUCAAUAUUUUUAUUGGAUUAAUUUACUGUAUGCUACGGCGCUAUCUCCCUGUAUUUAAUAAUGUUAUGUUCAGGGAUCCAUUUUGUGUCAUCUCUGUCUGAUUAUAUAAAUACAUUGCUAAAUAGCAUAAAAGGUAGCCAUAAAGAUAAAUUACAGUAUUUAGUAAACGUUUCAGAGCAGAGUGUUCAACAAAUUAUAAUCUUGAGAAGGUGGGAAAUCCCUUUAAAGGAAACUGCAAGUGGUUUUAUUUGUUUGUUUUUAUUUCUUUGCUGUGUGCAGUACCAGUUUACAGCCUGCAGAGGGUGCUGUGUUCCCUACAGAAAUUAUUGCAGUGUAAAUGAAAAAGUAUUGGGGGUCAUUCCGAGUUGUUCGCUCGUUAUUUUUUUCUCGCAACGGAGCGAUUAGUCGCUAAUGCGCAUGCGCAAUGUCCGCAGUGCGACUGCGCCAAGUAAAUUUGCUAUGCAGUUAGGAAUUUUACUCACGGCAUUACGAGGUUUUUUCUUCGUUCUGGUGAUCGUAAUGUGAUUGACAGGAAGUGGGUGUUUCUGGGCGGAAACUGGCCGUUUUAGGGGAGUGUGUGAAAAAACGCUACCGUUUCUGGGAAAAACGCGGGAGUGGCUGGAGAAACGGAGGAGUGUCUGGGCGAACGCUGGGUGUGUUUGUGACGUCAAACCAGGAACGACAAGCACUGAACUGAUCGCACUGGAAGAGUAAGUCUCGAGCUACUCAGAAACUGCACAGAGAAGUCUUUUCGCAAUAUUGCGAAUCUUUCGUUCGCAAUUUUGAUAAGCUAAGAUUCACUCCCAGUAGGCGGCGGCUUAGCGUGUGCAAAGCUGCUAAAAGCAGCUUGCGAGCGAACAACUCGGAAUGAGGGCCAUUGUUCCUUGCUUUUAAUGUUACUUGUGAUACUCCAUGAGCAAUCUGUGUAAUCUUGUUUUUUAUCUGAAAUAUCCCUGCUAUAUAUAGAUUUUACAGUGACACUUUAGCGCUUCAAAUGUGCAGUGACAUUUUGAUUUUAGCUCUUCAGAUGUACAGUUUAACCUCGGUUUCAUAAGUAUCAGUAAUAAAUAUUUUUUAUCAUC
This is a messenger RNA of Pseudophryne corroboree (corroboree frog), 2652 nucleotides long. It is a transcript of the gene CCDC69, whose product is annotated as coiled-coil domain containing 69. Lineage: Eukaryota; Metazoa; Chordata; Amphibia; Anura; Myobatrachidae. The record is from RefSeq and is a predicted model, not a curated record. The transcript is spliced from 9 exons. Gene Ontology annotation, molecular function: microtubule binding. Bases 158 to 1069 code for a protein of 303 amino acids. Gene Ontology annotation, cellular component: nucleus; cytoplasm.